Molecule: messenger RNA, 5072 nt
Organism: Saccostrea cuccullata (small rock oyster)
Lineage: Eukaryota; Metazoa; Mollusca; Bivalvia; Ostreida; Ostreidae
Product: DDB1- and CUL4-associated factor 1-like
Exons: 37
Coding region: 205-4557 (1450 amino acids)
Biological process (GO): protein ubiquitination
Cellular component (GO): nucleus; Cul4-RING E3 ubiquitin ligase complex
Molecular function (GO): protein binding
Source: RefSeq, a predicted model, not a curated record
UAUUUUGUUUGAAAACAGCAUGGUGGAUUGCGGGAAAUGGAGAAAUUUUUUAAUAUGUGCUGAUUUCUACCUUAAAGUGUAGGAUUCUUGAGUAAACCAUUUGAUAUUUAAAGUCCUUUCUAUCAUAACGUUCCUCUUUUACAAGACAUUUUUUGAAACAUUGCAUCUCUCGGAGUGUCCAUUGUGCAAUUGACAGAUACAGAUAUGGCUGCAUUGGACUCGCUUGCACAACUAAACAGUUUGUUGGAAGAGUGGACUCAGAAUCAAAGCAGUAGCUCAUUCAGUGUUACCAACUCAUUGCACAGAAUGGCCGAGCUCCUGGAGAAGGAAACGGAGGAAUAUUAUAAGAUGGACCCUGACCCGUUUGAUGACCGACAUCCCGGGCGUGCCGUCCCGACCUGUGCCCUGGGUCAUCUCAUGAAAACACUGUUCAAAAACGAAGACUUCAUGAGCAAGUUGAUCAGUACGUACUUGAUCAGUAGCAACAGAGACCAGACUGAUCUACACAUCGCGGCGUCUCGUCUGUUGUUAGAUGUCAUGCCAGGACUAGAGACCACCACAGUAUUCCAAGAAACUGAUGGCUUAGUUAGACGAUUGUUUCACUGGGCAGAGGUCUGUGAGGAUCCAUUGAGGUCUUAUGCCACAGGGCUAUUGGCAGGGGCCAUGGAACUCAAUGAUGUAGCAGACAAGUUCAAAGACUCCAAUUCCCAUCUGGUCCCCAUGUUGCUGACACGUUUACAUAAGCUGAAGUGUGACUACGAGAAGGAGAAUGAAGAAAACACCGCAGUGGACGAUAACCAGAGACAUUUCGGAGUUUUUGCCAAGGAGACUGAAAGGUCCCCGGAAAAGAAAAUCUCAUCAGAAAGUUCUCAGGAGAGUGGAGCGGAAAACUCGCAGGAAACGAGCUCACCAGUAAAAGGCAGCUCAAAGGGGGACAACUCAGGAAAAAAUGACAGACGAGAGUCAAUGAAGCGUGCACUUUCACCCAGUUACUAUAGCGAUGACCUGUACAGAUUUAAAAAGAAAAGCCGCAUUAGAGAUGAUUCAAUAACUGAGUACAGCAACAGUAGCUGGGCGGAGAUGAAGUGUUACGUGAUAGGGACAUACAGCCUGCAGCCCCUCAGUACCGCCAUGAAACAGCGAGUCAUUCUACAGUAUCUCAGACCAAUGGCAGAGUACCAAGAGUUAAUUGGUGCUGCCUUUGAACAUAAUGCCAUGGAUCUGGUGUUCUUCUACAUGGAUCUCAGAAAGAAUUCAGACAUCAGACUGGCAUUUGAAGCACUCAGGUACACUGCAAACCUGCUGUGUCACAAGAAGUUUGCCAUUGAGUUCCUGACCAUGCAGGGUGUCCAAAGGACCCUCCAGGUGCCCCGCCCCUCAGUGGCGGCUUGUGGGGUGUCGCUCUGUAUCUACUAUCUCUCUUACUUUGAGGACGCCAUGGAGAGGGUUUGUCAGUUACCAGAUGAGACCCUAGCUGAAUUAGUUAGCUACACAUUGUGGCUACUGGAGUGUUCCCAUGAUUCUAGUAGAUGUCAUGCUGCAAUGUUUUUUGGACAAGCCUUUCCCUACAGAGUGAUCCUAAAUUUGUUUGAUCAAAAGGAUGGUCUUCGCAGGUUAUUCAAUGUGAUCAGCACUCUACAGAUUAUGGAUGUCGAUGAACGACGGGACGUUAGUGACGAUCAGCUGUUUACGAUGCGGCAGCUCACUCGCCACGCCUCGCUCGCUCUGAAGAAAUAUUUUGAGGCUCAUUUAUCUCACAAAGUGGAGGAGAUCAAGCGAUCUCAUGCUCGCAGUGAUGACAGCGGCUCGCCGGUUCAUGAAGUGCCUGCGUAUAAGGCUUUGAAACUAACACCAGAAAUAGUUCAGGAAAAUGUGGAAAUCAUGAUGGAGUUGAUGCCAGUACGAAUUCAUUGGACCCCGGAAAUCACGUGCCACAAACUGGGCGGGAUCAAACUGCUCUGUCAGCUUAUUGCACUGGCGCCAAACUGGAACAGCUUCACAGGAAAAUCAGAAAUGAUAAAGAACGUCCUGGAUGUGAUCAAUGUAUUGGUGUCCACCCCCCGAUCUCAGCUUGCUCUGCUGGAGUCAGUACCACUCUAUGAUAACCUGUCUACACCAGCUGUUAGUGUGCUAAUAGGACUAGCGGAGGGAGAAGUUAUACAAGACCCAGAGGUUCAGAAAUCAGCCCUGAGUGUCAUCAUCAAUUGUGUGUGUGGCCCAGUAGAAAAGCUGGGAGGAGGUCUAGGGAGGUAUAUAGGGACUGGGUCAAAGAAAAGGAUCAACUUAAAAGUAGGAGAAGACAUUCUCAGUAAGAUGUGGAAUGGGGUCAGGAUCAACAAUGGUAUCAUGGUACUCCUGAAACUGUUGUCCAUCAAAACACCCAUAACGGAUGCUGACUGCAUUAGGGCAUUGGCUUGCAAGGCUUUGGUUGGUUUAUCGCGAUCAGAGACUGUCAGACAGAUUAUCAGUAAACUCCCUCUCUUCAACAAUGGACAGUUACAGUUACUUAUGAAAGAACCGGUUCUGCAUGACAAACAACAGGAACACAUCAAGUUCUGUAAAUACGCCAAUGAGUUGUUAGAGAGGGUGGUGGGAAAGAAGUCCAGCGCUCAUUUGGAUGCUUCACUGGAGGAAAUUAGAAGGGCUGACAUUGUUGCUCAAACAAGAAUAAAUUUCCAAGAAAAGGAAUUGCUUCAAUUAAUAUACAGUCACCUGCAAUCUGAAGGAUUGACUGAGGCAGCAGCAGCUUUACAGAAAGAAGCCAAUCUACCUCACUGUGCCACGCCCCCUAAUGUCCUCCCAGUACAGCCAUGUGUGUUUGCUUCUCCCCAUUUUGCAUCUCCCAGAAUUUCCAGACAGAUGAGUCACCCGUUAGCUUCACACGCCACCCUCACGUCUGAUGUCCCUUCUACAAGUUCUGGUCUCCAUAGUAACUCUAGCAGUCAGAGGGACAGUCCUACUAACUCAGGUUCCACCCCCGGCACACCUGGACCAAUCAGAUUUCAUCUCAGUCGACAACACCCGCAGGCCUCACCAGGCCUGGGACAAGUUAGGGCUUCAAAUAGCAAGAGUAGAUUUAGUUCAGAGAAAGAUUGCAUUCUAUCUAGUCCGGCCUGGAGGACAAAAGGUCAUCUGAAAGGUCAAGGAGAAUACGACAUGACCUUGGAUAAGAUUGUGACAGAGUAUUUACGUAAACAACAUGCUCUGUGUCGAAACCCUGUCACCACCUGUCCACCUAUGUCUCUGUUUCAACCUCACAGAUGUCCUGAGCCCAGAGGUAGAAGAAUGGCACCUAUUAAUUGUACAUCUAGGAUUUAUAACAGAAUGUUGGGGCCCAAGGUGGGAGGAAUAGGAGGACCCAGUGUGGAUAGAAAGUUCAUCUACAGUCGGUUCAGGCCCUGUCAGUCUUAUAGAAAUGUGGAUGAUGGGGGAAUGCUGUGUUGUUCUUUUUCUAGAGAUGAGCAGUACUUGAUGUAUGGGACGUUUUGGGGAGACAUCAAACUAGUCAGUUUACAGUCUGGGGAGGAAACAGCCAGUUAUAAUUUCCAUCAGGUUGCAAUAGAGGAUUUUCAGCAAGCAAGAGACUCAGAUUUGCUACUGAUCAGUUACGAGGACAACGGAUCUGGGGUGUGGACGUAUGGCGAUGUUGUAGAUAACAAAUACAGCUUUGAGGACAGCCAUAUUGAGUUUAGCAAACAGGUCCAAGACCGAAUCAUUGGGACGAAAGAUGAAACAGCAAAUAUCUACGAUGUCUCAACGGGCCAAAGAAUUCUCAAACUGUAUGAUCCAAACAAAGCUAAUAACUACCUUAAGAAUCGAGCCACGUUUAACCCUACAGAUGAACUGGUUCUCAAUGACGGGGUUUUGUGGGAUGUGCGCAGCGGAAAAUCCAUCCAUAAGUUCGACAAGUUCAACGCCAACAUCAGUGGUGUGUUUCAUCCAAUGGGGUUGGAGAUUAUUAUCAACUCAGAAGUUUGGGACAUCAGGAAUUAUCAUCUGCUUCACACAGUCCCCGCCCUGAACCAAUGUCAGAUUCGCUUCAACAAUCUAGGAGAUGUCAUAUAUGCUAUUUAUGUAAUGGAUGAAGAAAUGGAUGAUUUUAAAGUCAGAAGUCCAUACAGCUCAACCUUCAGAACAUUUGAUUCCACUGACUAUAGUUCCAUAGCUACAAUAGACGUGAAGUCAAAAAGUAUCUUAGACUUGUGUACUGACAAAUCUGAUUGUUACCUAGCAGUGGUAGAGAACCUGAACACAGAUCUGGGUACAGAGGAGUUUGUAUGUAAGCUGUAUGAGGUUGGAAAACUCCGAGACGAAGAGGACAACCAGCCUGAGGAUGAAGAGGAGGAUCUGGAAGAUGUAGACGAAGACGAUGAUGAUGAUGAUGAUUCUCAUUUGAUUGAUUUCAAUGACUCUAAUGAUGAAGAUUUCUUUACAGAUGAUGACGACGAUGACAAUGACGGAAAUGAAGAUGAGAAUGAUGACAUGUUUUCCCAGAGUGAGGGAUACAGCGACGAUGACGACGAUAUCAGCGAUGAUGCUCUGUUUGAACUCUUAUGAUGAGUGUUGGCUUAGAUACAUGUAUUUGAGAAUUAUAUAUAUCUGGACUUUAAGGCAUGAAAAAAUAUAUGUAAAAAGAUACUGUAGUAUAUGGUUUAAAAAUUCUGAAGGUAACUUAUUAUUAAAAACCAUGGGUAAAAAUAUAUUGACUAAUAUGUAUACAGCUGUACCAUUUUUUUUUUAUGGUGAAUUCUGUAUUAUUACUAUACUAAUGAAAACAAAAUGAUAUUAAAUGUAAGAGAUUGGCAUUCUUUAUUUGGUUACAUGGACACAUUUCAGAAUUUCUAUUAGAUAAAUGACAGUGUUAAGGGCAGAACAGUGUUAAAAAUAAUCAGGUGCUACAAUUGUUUGUACAUGUAGGUAUUUUACAUGUUCUUUUUAAGGUAAUGGUGAAGAUAACUUCACUUUUGUUGUGGUGUUUGUCAAAAUGUUAUUUUUUAUUAUUUAAGAAAUAUUGAGGAUCAUGAUAGACAUUGAGUUGUACAUUUGCAUGUCAAUAAAUGUAAUUAAUUUUA